AUGUCUCCGCAAAUGCUGACAGCCUCCAUGAGAUUAAGCACGUUCGAUGCCCUGAACGAGGCAUUAUACGGCUCCGCAUACGGUUUCGGCGAACGUGUACUACCCCUGGAAUUGAGAUCCCGCACCCCACGAUUCUUCCUCAAGCUACCAGUCACCUGCCGAUACAAAGACGACAAACUCACUCUUUUGUUUGAGAAAGUUACAAAACCGACCUGGAACGCUCUUUGCGAACAUGUCGGAGAAGAACGUACCAUCAGAGUCAUACUGGAUGAUGGCACGCAAUCAUACGACGCAAGGCUUUCAUUGCCAGGAAGCGAGCCGCUCGAAGACAAGAGGACAGAGGUGGACCUUCGGUGGCAAGAAUAUGAAGAAGCGGUAUAUGUGCUCAAGAAGAUCCUUGCGUGGAUAAAAGAAAAACUACUGAGACGAUAA
This is a messenger RNA of Alternaria alternata, 432 nucleotides long. RefSeq lists its product as hypothetical. Lineage: Eukaryota; Fungi; Ascomycota; Dothideomycetes; Pleosporales; Pleosporaceae. The transcript has a single exon. Bases 1 to 432 code for a protein of 143 amino acids. The record is from RefSeq and is a predicted model, not a curated record.